This is a messenger RNA of Trichechus manatus latirostris (Florida manatee), 1293 nucleotides long. RefSeq names its product NKG2-A/NKG2-B type II integral membrane protein-like. Lineage: Eukaryota; Metazoa; Chordata; Mammalia; Sirenia; Trichechidae. Gene Ontology annotation, molecular function: transmembrane signaling receptor activity. Gene Ontology annotation, biological process: stimulatory C-type lectin receptor signaling pathway; positive regulation of natural killer cell mediated cytotoxicity. Gene Ontology annotation, cellular component: plasma membrane; external side of plasma membrane. The record is from RefSeq and is a predicted model, not a curated record. Bases 305 to 1015 code for a protein of 236 amino acids. The transcript has 8 exons.
GUAGCAGGCCUCUGUAGGACAUUGACCAGACUUCCCCACUAAAGGAUGCAUGGCUUUGUGCCCGACAGAAGGAUAUCUAAAAAAAUAGUACUUACUCCACACUGGACCCUUGUGGAAAGCCUAAAGUAAAUCCGGAUCAGAACUAGACUCGUCAGCUGCAAAUGACCACUAAUCCUCGCCUUACUCCCAUCCCCCACAGCCCAGUUUGUGUGCACAGACAUCUUGUCAUUGUCUGCACCACAUACUGACUCCUUAAAGCACAGUUACUCUAAAGCACAGUCCGUGACACCACUCAGCUGCAGAGAUGAGUAAUCAAAGAGUAAUCUACUCAGAAGUCAAACUGGCCGAACACCCAAAGAGGCAGCAAACCAAACCUAGGAGCAAAAAUAGCUGCUCCAUUUCAGACAGUGAGCAGCAUAUAACCUAUGUGGAACUGAAGUUUCAUAAUGCAGCUCAGGAUCUUCAAGGAAAUGACAAGAAAUCCCACUGCAAAGAUUUUCCAGCACCUCCUGGGAGGCUCAUUGCUGGGGUCCUGGGACUCCUCUGCCUUGUCUUGAUGGCCAGUGUAAUAACCAUGACAAUCAAAGUUAUUACUCCUUAUAGUGUAAAACCGGAACAGAACAAUUCUUCUCCAAUAACAAGAACUGAGAAAGGGGAUCACUGUGGUCGAUGUCCAAAGGCCUGGUUUAUGUAUUCCAACAAUUGUUAUUACAUUAGUAUUGAGAGAAAAUCAUGGAAUAAAAGUUGGUUGGACUGUGAUUCUAAGAAAUCUAAUCUGCUUUACAUAGACAAUGAAGAAGAAAAGAAUUUCAUUAGCUCCUUCAGUGUUUUAACAUGGAUUGGAUAUAAUGGCGGUUCAACUGUCUCCUCCAAACUGUUUUCAGCAUCUCCAAAGAUGGACCAGAAUUGCCCAUUUUUUAAUUUUAUGUAUAACACGUUUUCUUCUAAACCCUGUUUUGAAGAAAAAUCAUAUUUUUGUAAGCACCAGGUUUUUGUUUCCUCUAUUCCGAAGUAGACUGCAGGGCAGUCUUGUGUAGUGGUGAAGAGCGUCAGAUGGACACUUUUGUUAGUGUCCUUCAUCAACGUACCGAUGGGGAGGAAGCAGCAUAAUAUAAAGUUUAAUGACGUGAGCAACGUCCAAUGGAGCCAGACCACUUGAGUACAAAUUCUAAUUCUACCCUAUUAGCUCUGUGAGCUAGUUACAUGGUUGUUUUGACUCAGUCUUCUUCCCUUAUAAUGUAAUAGAAAUAGUGUAUUCUUCACAGGUUAUUUGAAAAGCACUUUACAUUAGCU